Messenger RNA from Aricia agestis (brown argus), 813 nucleotides. RefSeq names its product histidine-rich glycoprotein-like. NCBI's taxonomy places the organism in Eukaryota, Metazoa, Arthropoda, Insecta, Lepidoptera, Lycaenidae. The transcript is spliced from 2 exons. Bases 104 to 448 code for a protein of 114 amino acids. The record is from RefSeq and is a predicted model, not a curated record.
AUGCGCUUGCGUAAUUAUUUGCAUAUAAUAGUCCUACGUUAUAUUAGGAGCCAAACUAUUGACGUGGUCAGUUGGCUAUUUAGUGGACUACUUAUCACACAUCAUGAGGGCUUUUGUUUUAAUCUCGCUUCUGCUCGUUUUACACACGGCAUCAGCAACGCCGUCAUUGGAUAAAAUAACAGAGAAAGUACACGCGGGCUUGAAACAUCUGACACAGAAAGCGGCGAUUAAGCUGCACAAGCUGUCAGAGGAGAUAGACUUGCACAAGAUCCAGCAGCACAUUGUGCACGCGGCGAAGGCGCAUAAGCAUUACAUCCAUGAACACCACGUGAAGAAACCGCUCAUAGAUCAGCACCAAGUGGAGAAGUUGAAGCUGUACUUCGAACCGCACCAUCACCACAAACCGGCCCCAGUCCACUUCCACCACGUGGAUCAUAUCCACCAUUAGAAUUAGAGAUAUAGAAUUAAGUUAGGUAGUAGAUGUACAGAUCGACAAGGCUUUUUAUGAACGUGAGCGGGGGCGCUGUACGUAAAGAACUGUCAAAAAUGACGUUUUUGUAUGAGGGCAGCGUUAGUUCCUUUUUUCGCCACGUUGAUAUAUAAAGCCUUGUUGAUCUGUAAUAAAAGUGAGACAUUAUGUACACAGAAUAAAAAUUAAAUAGAAAACGAAAGAAGAUAAAGGUUUACAGAAGAUGUAAACAACGAUUAUUUGUAUAUAAAAUAUUACAUGUUAAGUAAAAUAAAUAGACUGAUAGACAAAAAAGAAGUUGGUAAUUAUUCUAUAAAGCACUGACCCAGAAUUCUGAGUCAACA